AUGCUAGUUCUUCCACCCAUGUGUAUAACUGUAGAAAUGGUUAAUGCAUGGUUUGCUGAGAGAGUUCACACCAUCCCAGUCUGCAAGGAGGGAACCAAGUCCCAGAGUGAAUCCUGCACUUGUCACCAGCCGACCUGCGCUGAGACCACCAACUCUGGGGCGCCAGCAAGGAAAAUCUCUGCUUCUGAAUUUGACAGACCCUUAAGGCCUAUUUUUGUCAAGGACUCAGUAGGAGCAGUGAGCUUCCUCUCCGGCUCUGAAAAGAAGGAACAGAUGCCUCUGCAAUCUCCAAGGAUUGAGACCAGUGCAGGAGAUCAGUGCUCAAGACUGUUAGAACUUGUGAAAGAUAUUUCUAGUCAUUUAGAUGUCACAGCGCUUUGCCAUAAAAUUUUCCUACAUAUCCAUGAGCUUAUAGCAGCUGAUCGCUAUUCCCUGUUCUUGGUCUGUGAGGAUAGCUCUAAUGAGAAGUUCCUUGUAAGCAGGCUGUUUGAUGUGGCGGAAGGCUCCACCCUGGAAGAAGCUUCCAACAACUGCAUUCGCCUGGAGUGGAACAAGGGCAUUGUGGGUCAUGUAGCAGCUAUAGGCCAGCCUCUGAACAUCAAGAAUGCGUAUGAGGAUCCAAGAUUCAAUGCAGAAGUUGACCAGAUCACAGGGUAUAAGACUCAGAGUAUUCUCUGUAUGCCAAUAAAGAAUCACAGGGAAGAGGUUGUUGGCGUGGCUCAAGCAAUCAAUAAGAAAUCCGGAAUUGGUGGCACUUUCACUGAACAAGAUGAAAAGGAUUUUGCCGCGUAUUUGGCAUUUUGUGGAAUUGUUCUUCACAAUGCUCAAUUGUAUGAGACAUCUUUGCUUGAGAACAGGCGUAAUCAGGUGCUUCUUGAUCUUGCCAGCCUAAUUUUUGAAGAGCAGCAGUCUUUGGAAGUAAUUCUGAAGAAGAUAGCUGCCACUAUAAUAUCCUUCAUGCAAGUGCAGAAGUGUACCAUCUUCAUAGUGGAUGAAGAUUGUACUGAUUCAUUUUCUAGUGUGUUUCACAUGGAAUCUGAGGAAUUACAAGGUUCAGCUGAAAACCUGAAGAGGUAA
Molecule: messenger RNA, 1077 nt
Organism: Pelecanus crispus (Dalmatian pelican)
Lineage: Eukaryota; Metazoa; Chordata; Aves; Pelecaniformes; Pelecanidae
Source: RefSeq, a predicted model, not a curated record